Vicia faba (fava bean) is the source of this 357-nucleotide messenger RNA. The record is from the annotation of a GenBank genome assembly. NCBI's taxonomy places the organism in Eukaryota, Viridiplantae, Streptophyta, Magnoliopsida, Fabales, Fabaceae.
AUGGCAAGAGAUAUUAAGAUGGACGAAGAUCAAUUCUGCUCUUCACCAUACAGCAUUGGAAAAUUACAAUUUUCAAGAUUGGUCGACAUUGGCAGGGGAAUGUUGGCAAUGAUAUGGUGGCUUAAAUUUGACCGAAGAAAUUUUCACCAAGUGGCUGCUGAAGGGGCUUUUCCGGUGCCGAACACGGGCAUGAAGACCUUCCAUGAUCAUCUUUUCUUCUUUGAACAGUUCCUCUAUCUCCAUCAACCCCAAAGCACAAAAGAAAUACCUUCCAUGAUCAUCUUUUCUUCUUUGAACAGUUCCUCUAUCUCCAUCAACCCCAAAGCACAAAAGAAAUUCUUUGCACAAGCUCUUUAA